GCUGGUGACUGGCGGGCGGGGGAGGGCGGCGCAGCGCUGCCUGCCGGCGUGACGGGGGAGGGUGGGGGCGACAUGGAUCCCAACAGGAUCAUCCAGGCCCUCAAGGGCACCAUCGACCCCAAGCUGCGCAUCGCGGCCGAGAACGAGCUCAACCAGUCGUACAAGAUCAUAAACUUUGCUCCCAGUCUACUACAGAUCAUAGUUUCGGAUCAGGUUGAAUUUCCAGUACGUCAAGCAGCUGCCAUUUACCUGAAGAACAUGGUGACACAGUACUGGCCGGAUCGGGAACCACCACCAGGAGAAGCAGUGUUUCCAUUCAACAUUCAUGAAAAUGAUCGCCAGCAGAUUCGUGAUAACAUUGUGGAAGGAAUUAUUCGGUCUCCUGACUUAGUGAGGGCCCAGUUGACAAUGUGUCUUCGUGCUAUCAUUAAGCAUGACUUUCCUGGCCAUUGGACAGCAGUAAUAGACAAGAUAGGCUAUUACUUGCAGUCUCAGAACAGUGGGAGCUGGCUUGGCAGCCUGUUGUGUUUGUAUCAGCUGGUGAAAACUUAUGAAUAUAAGAAAGCAGAAGAGCGAGAUCCUCUCAUAGCAGCAAUGCAAAUAUUCUUGCCUCGGAUUCAGCAACAGAUGAUCCAGCUUCUUCCUGAUAACUCCCACUAUUCUGUACUGCUUCAGAAACAGAUUUUAAAAAUCUUCUAUGCACUAGUGCAGUAUGCAUUGCCACUCCAGCUGGUGAAUAACCAGACCAUGACUCAGUGGAUGGAGAUUUUCCGUGCCAUCAUCGAUAGAAAUGUGCCUGCUGAGACAUUAGAGAUUGAUGAAGAUGAUAGACCAGAGCUGGUGUGGUGGAAAUGUAAGAAGUGGGCAUUACAUAUCGUAGCUCGUCUUUUUGAACGGUAUGGAAGUCCUGGAAAUGUAACAAAAGAAUAUUUUGAAUUUUCAGAGUUCUUUUUAAAAACCUAUGCUGUGGGAAUCCAACAGGUUCUCUUAAAAAUCUUGGACCAGUACAGGCAAAAAGAAUAUAUUGCUCCUCGUGUCCUUCAGCAAAUCUUAAACUAUCUGAACCAAGGGGUCAGUCAUUCUGUAACAUGGAAGCAGAUGAAACCACACAUACAGAGUAUAUCUGAAGAAGUGAUUUUCUCCCUAAUGUGUUAUAAAGAUGAGGAUGAAGAGCUGUGGCAAGAAGAUCCAUAUGAGUACAUUCGCAUGAAAUUUGAUGUGUUUGAAGAUUAUGCUUCCCCUACAACAGCAGCCCAGAAUCUCCUCUACACCGCAGCAAAGAAGCGAAAAGAGGUAUUACCGAAGAUGAUGGCAUUUUGCUAUCAAAUCCUCACAGAACCAAACAUUGACCCCAGGAAGAAAGAUGGAGCAUUGCAUGUGAUGGGUUCUCUAGCAGAUAUUUUAUUGAAGAAGAGUGUAUUCAAGGAUCAGAUGGAGCUGAUGCUACAGAAUCACGUAUUUCCAUUGUUCAUGUCUAACUUGGGGUAUCUCAGAGCUAGAUCCUGUUGGGUUCUUCAUUCAUUCAGCACUUUGAAAUUCCACAAUGAACUCAACCUAAGGAAUGCAGUAGAGCUGACAAAGAAGAGCUUGAUUGAUGAUAAGGAAAUGCCUGUUAAAGUAGAAGCUGCCAUAGCUCUUCAGGCAUUAAUAAGCAAUCAGGAGCAAGCAAAGGAAUAUGUGAAGCCAUAUGUCAGGCCUGUUAUGCAGGAGCUGUUACACAUCGUUAGAGAGACAGAAAAUGAUGAUCUUACUAAUGUGAUCCAAAAGAUGAUCUGUGAAUACAAUCAGGAAGUAGCUACCAUCGCUGUUGACAUGACGCAACACCUGGCUGAGAUAUUUGGGAAAGUUCUUCAGAGUGAAGAAUAUGAGGAAAUGGAGGACAAAACAGUGAUGGCCAUGGGAAUCUUACACACUAUUGACACUAUUCUAACAGUUGUGGAAGAUCACAAAGAGAUAACUCAACAGUUGGAGAGCAUUUGUUUACAGAUCAUUGGCCUCGUUUUGCAGAAACACGUAAUAGAGUUUUAUGAAGAAAUUCUCUCCUUGGCAUACAGUUUGACCUGCCAGAUGAUUUCCCCCCAAAUGUGGCAGCUUCUAGGUGUUCUAUAUGAAGUUUUCCAGCAGGAUUGCUUUGAAUAUUUUGCAGAUAUGAUGCCUCUCAUGCACAAUUAUGUGACCAUUGACACUGAUACUUUACUGUCUAAUCCAAAACAUUUAGAAAUCAUUUACACUAUGUGUAAAAAGGUAUUAACUGGAGAUGCAGGAGAAGAUGCAGAGCGUCACGCAGCCAAACUUUUAGAAGUAAUUGUUCUUCAGUGCAAAGGGCGGGGUAUUGACCAGUGUAUACCACUGUUUGUAGAAGCUGUGCUAGAGCGACUGACUCGAGGAGUUAAAACGAGUGAGCUUCGUACCAUGUGUCUUCAGGUGGCCAUAGCUGCCCUUUACUACAAUCCUGAGCUACUUCUGCACACGUUAGAGAACAUCAGAUUUCCACACAACCCUGAGCCCAUCACAGCACAGUUCAUAAACCAAUGGAUGAAUGACACAGAUUGUUUUCUUGGACUUCAUGACAGAAAGAUGUGUAUAAUAGGACUGAGCAUCUUAAUGGAAUUGCAAAACCGACCUCCUGCAGUAGAUGCUGUGGCUGCCCAGAUUGUUCCUUCAAUCCUGCUCCUGUUUCUGGGAUUAAAACAAGUAUGUGCUACGCGAGAAUUUACAGACCAUGAAGAUCAUGCUAAAGACGAAAAACAUGAUGCAGAAGAUAAUGAAGAGAUCCCAAGCGAUGAAGAGGAGACAAAUGAAGUGAGUCAAGCAAUGCAAGAGAAUCACGGAGGAGGUGAUAGUGGAGGAGGGGAUGAAGAUGAGGAGGAUGACGAUGAUGACUGGGAUGAAGAUGCCUUGGAAGAAACUGCUCUAGAAGGAUUUAGCACUCCUCUUGACCUUGAAGAUGGUGUAGAUGAAUAUCAGUUUUUUACACAAGCACUCUUAAGUACGUAUAUCUCAAAACAUAAGCUAAUAAUCAUUUUUCAUGUACUUCUUACCUGGUACCAUACGCUGACAGCACCACUCAGCAAUGAUCAGAAAAAACAACUGCAGGAAAUUUACACGUUAGCUGAACACCGGCGAAGUGCUGCAGAGACUAAGACAAUAGAACAACAAAGUGGCUACACGUUUGACAAUAAAGGACUGAUCUCAGCAUUUAACUUCGGUGGAAAUGCUCCCGGAGGCAACUAAAGAGAAACUGCAAAGGACUCUGGGAAUGGUUUCAUCAUUACAUGUUGUUAUAAAAUAGUCAUGACUUCUGAGUAUCUGGGGGAGGGUAAUCUGAUGCUCCAGAUGGCUUCCCUUGGGAUACAGCAAUGUGUUUCCCCACCAGACUGCUCUUUCUAACCAGCUACUGUAAUGUUCAAAUUCUUGUGGUGUUUUUAUAAUUUGAUAGACUGAAAAGAAAACAUGUGCCCUCAAGAAAACUGAAUGAUGGGGAGGAGCUAGGUUGAAUCUAGUUGAGUUGCACUUCUCAGGUUUUUGCCAUGCAGAACUGAUGGAUUCAUAUGGAUAACAGUGCCUUCUGUUGUACAUGGAUUAUCUGAACAAAUGAAUUUGAGUUUAUUGCAAUUUUUUAAAUGUAAGAAUUCUUCUAGAUGCACUGUAAGUCUUAGAUCCAUGUUUUCCUGCUACCUGUCAUUUACUACAUGACUUAGUUUGUUUGUCAAUUGCCUAUACAUUGCUGGUUUGAAAAACGUCAUCUCAACUUCCCUCCUUGGUAUAGACCUGUGUAUGCUGGGCAUUGUUUUACAAUUCCAAAAGAUACUCUCAGGUUUUGAAGGGUUCUUCUCAAAAAGACAUCCACAUCCUUGAGAUCUCUCCAUUAAGAGAUAACCCAUUUGAGUUGUGAGGGCACUUGUGGCUUGGCAGGUUCAGAUCAAAACAGACAGUAAUACCAAAUAAUGUUCACCUCCUCACGUGUAUGAGUAAUCAAUCUCUGGCCAUGGCAAGUAGUUGUUCUACAUGACAAAUUGUCUCCUUUCUUGCUGCACACUGGGUUUUAUUUUGGGACCCUGUAAAUUCUUUUUAUUAUUAUUCCAACUGUAGUACUGAAAAUCUGACAUCCAUAACAUUUCAGAGCAAUAAUUUAUCUUAAUGGAAGAGAAAGUCAGUCCAAGUCUUGGUCUUGUACAUCUGAAUUUGCAUCCCAUUUGGCUCCCCCUCCCCCAUGCUGUAAUUCAGUUAUGUUUAAUUUUUCCCAAGUUUAAAAGGUCCGUCUCUUACACUCAAAUGCACAUUAGCACCUAAUUGUAUGUUGUGUUCAUCUAGUAAAACUUGUCUUAGACACCCAAUUAAUUACUGAUUUGCACAGAAACCACUCUUCUACAACUAAGGGAUUAACAAAAUCGAAGUGGAAAUGAUGGGGCACACAUUACAAUGGUUAAGUAUUUUAAAAAUAAGCAUUGAACGUAGAAUCUGUAGUCCAUGUUUCUUUCUUUAUUUGUGAAUGAUCACUUGUUCAGGGCUUGAUAUGAAAGGUUUUAAAAAGCCCUUUCCUGGGGUUUGAAAAGUCCAGCCCCUCCUUCUUUCCCUGUCAUCUCUUCAGCUUCUGCAAAGGUACUGUCAUUGGACCCUGCUCAAGGCUCUCAUCUUUUCUACUAAUCUUUCUAGUAGAUGCUCCCAUUGCUCAGCAGUGAAAAAAAUCUUUCCUGUUUUCCCUUUUCUGCCCCAGAAUCUUUUUCCUGCUGCAACUGCUGCAUGAAGAAGGGAGUUCUGCUGCCCUCCUUAGCAUUCCUACCUACUGUUCUGGGGAUCCUGUGUCUGCUACUUUACCCUUCCUUCAGCCUCAGUGUUAGGUCCUCUCCAGUGGCCUGCUCUGACACUGCUUCAUUUUUUCCCCCCAAAUCAGCCCCAGAAUGAAAUUGACUUGGUUCAUGUUAGUUUUUCACUGCUGCACUCAGGGUUUUGAAUAGCAGCUGUGAAGAAAACUCACAUUUCUUAUUCCUGCUUUCUCUGCUAAAGCCAGAGAAAACUGAAUACUUGGAAAGACAGGCUCCUGGGCCUUUGCUAAUAAAAUGGUAAGUGAUUUUGGAGGUGCAAUAUGAGACCUUUCAAAUAGAUUUGAUUAUCAGAGGGCAGAUGCUCAGUACUUUUUGAAAAUCAGGCCCCAAACUCAUUGGUCAUUUUCAAAGAUUUAGGUCUGGAGAUACCUACUUAAAGUGUUAGGGAGACAUCACGGCACACUACACCACUUUCCAGUCAGUUCGCAGGUGGGUUUCUUUACAACCAUAAAACUAGAAACUUGUUCACAAUUCAAAACAAAAAUUAUUCAGACGUCGAUGGCACUGAUUUCUCUACACACACAUUGGAAGCUUCCUUUUUGCCAUUGGGCAUCUGGCAAGUGGAGUUUUUAAAGUUUAUGUUAAUUUAUGUAUAAAAUGUUAGAUUGUCCAUCAAUGGGAUUUCCUUUAAAAUCGAUUGUCUUUCUCUCCUCCCAUCAAAACUAAGAAAAGGAAUUUUUUUCUUCCAUGAAUGAAGGUAAUUGUAUAAUCAAAAGUUUUCAGGAGUUGUUGAAGCAGAAAUCUACCAAUGUAUAGCGUUAUCCUUGUGUUUACCCUCUGAGUCAUGGUUGUUCCUUUAACUCUGCUGCUUGUAUAAUUUUCAAAUGAACAGCCAAGGAAACUUCAUCCAGAUGUUUUUUACAAUGGAUUUAAAUUGCUAUGUGGUACCUCACAGUUGUGAUCAGUGGGGAGAUUUUAGAGGAUGGUGCAUAAAAGGGUUAAUAGCAUUCUCCUUCCCAGAAGAUGGAGUAAAUGUUUCUAUAAACAUAUAUUAUACCCUUUUUGAAAAAGUAUUCAAUUAAAAGAAAUAGUCCAAGAUUUAUUGGACUCCAGACUCCCCUUUACAUGUGGUUCUCUUUUAAUAUGAUAAAUAUGCCUUCAUACGCAAUCAUACUAAGUAAAGGAUUGUAGGGAUUUCUUCUUGAGAUGUGUCCAGCUUGUACUACGUUUUGUACAAAUGUGCGUUACUGUCUCGUAUUGAAGCUGGUGUGAUUGUGGAACACCCAGUAUCAGCAUCAUUGAACUGAGCAAGAUGUAGUUGCCCUUGGAAAUGCAGAGACUAAUGAAUGUAUUGUGAAAUAAAACAGAUUGAUAAAAGUAA
This is a messenger RNA of Pelodiscus sinensis (Chinese soft-shelled turtle), 6147 nucleotides long. The record is from RefSeq and is a predicted model, not a curated record. Lineage: Eukaryota; Metazoa; Chordata; Testudines; Trionychidae.